AUGAUUGAUGAACAAUCACUCUUUUUGAUAUUGAUGUUAAUAUGUAUUGAACUCAAAUAUCAAUAUGAAUAUAAUGACAACAGUGAUGAUAUCGAUUCAGAUCGUCGAGUUUUUGAUGAUGAAGAUGACGAAGAACAAUAUAUGGAAUUACGUGCAACAGUAAAAUCAAAUGAAACAAAUUCUGGAUUUGAGAUAACGCUUCAAAAUCGUGCUGCAAUGAAUACUCGUCUUCGUGUUCUGUAUUCCGAUGCAAAUGGUAAUCCUGCAAUAGCUGAAACUGGUCGAUUAUGGGGUGGUCAAACAAAAUCAGUAACACUUCCAGCUGAUGCUAAAAAUAUCAAUAUCAUUGUUGAAAAAGAUAUAUUUUUUGAAAAUUGGCGUAUAGUAUAUAAAGGCACAUUAACUGAUAAAAAUCAAUGUAUACGUAUUGUUGGUGUAACACUUUUUUCAAAAGUUCAUCCAUGCAAAUAA
This is a messenger RNA of Rotaria sp. Silwood1, 471 nucleotides long. The record is from the annotation of a GenBank genome assembly. Lineage: Eukaryota; Metazoa; Rotifera; Eurotatoria; Philodinida; Philodinidae.